AUGGAUGACGCUAAGCAUAUGGCACUACUCUUUUUUAUGGACCAUCUGAUGCAAAAGAAUGGCCGACGUACAAUCCAUGAUCUUAGUUGCCAGUUUGGAGCACGUGGAUUUACGGCUGAAAUGCGUGAUGCAGUUGGUACCACGCAAGAAGGCCUUACUGACUUCCUCAAUCAACAUCCAUCUUUAUUUACCGUUGAGGGUGACCAGGUUUGCUUAAAUGAUUUCGGUGAUGUGAAUGCUAAAAAUAACCCUUUGUUGCAAACCAGCGGAAAUUCUAGGAAUCGUGAUUAUGUUAAAGAAGCGGUUCAAUUUUUUGAAGCAAAACUGCAAAAAUUUGGUCCAGAGUUGCAGAUUAAAAGCUUGCUUGGUCAUCGUUCUCAAGCUGCUCCUGAAGUACGGCUCGUAUCAGGAAGACAUCUUAAGGAUUUUUGCGAAUUUCUUCAGUCCCAGAGUGAUUAUUUUGUGGUUGAAGGAGACCGUGUUCGAUUAAAAAACAUGCCAGAGCCAAGUAAUGCUGGUAUUGAAUUGGAUGAUGAAGGCAAACCUUUAGCUGGUGUAAAAGCCAAGCAAGCAGCGGUGGAAUAUUUGAAAUCUGUCGUAGAGCAGAAUGAUGAGCAACCGAUACCAAUGGAUGCAUUCUAUCAAAAAUUUUGCGAUCGUUUUUCGCACACUGUCAGGCAAGAAGUAGCUACUAAUCCAAAAGAACUGCUACAAUUCUUAAAGCUCAACCGCAAUGUCUUUUUCAUUAGAUCGAAUAAGGUUUCACUCGUGAAAAAUCGCGCUUCAGAAGAUGGUUCAGAAAGUGGUUCUGCUGAAAGCUCAGAACAUGAAAACAACAACAAUCACUUAAAUCAUACUGCUAUUAAUCGGAUCAAUCUCGUAAAAGCAUUGAAGCCUGCGCAGGAUGCUGUGUCUUCGAUAAAUUCAGAAAUUGAUACGAUGGAAGAAAGAGUUGUUGGAGUAGACUUCAAGACAGUCACUCUUGGAAUGCAAGGAGAGGAGUUUCUGUCUUUGGUUGUAUUGGCAACAACUUCUCAAAUUAUAGUUUUCGAUGUUGUUCACAGUGAUACAAUACUGUUGGAAAGUGGUGUGAAAGAAAUUUUAGAAUCCGAGAAAAUCGCCAAAGUAAUACAUGAUGCUAGGAGAGUAGCUACACUGCUUGCUCACCGCUAUGCCAUAAAUCUUAGAAAAAUCUUUGAUACACAGGUAGCGCAUGCAGUAUUACAACAUGAGAAGUUUGGGAAAGCUUUGACGGAUAUGCGUGCAAUAUCAUUCUUGAAUCUUCAGCGAGUAUAUUACCCACAAUCGAUAAUGAUGUCUGACAUAACACCGAGGAAACUCUCGCAACCACCUAGUUGGGGUUCGAGGCCGUUAACCGAUGAGUUUCUGCUGACUGUAGUUGAAGAGGCAUACUGUCUUGUAACAGUGUUAUAUCGUAUGAUGAGCACAAUGUUGCCAAAACAUCUGUCUGCAUUGUUCGAAGAAAAAUGUCUCAAAGCACUAAUACCUAAUGCAAAUCGUCCGCCACCUGCAAUAUACCCAACGAACGGUACAACGCCCUUCAGAUUGCCAAGAAGAAUUGGCGGAGUAGUUGGCACUUUGAACAACGUCAUUUCUUCAACACUUCCCUCAUUGCGACAGGUUAGCGACGCCUCAACACAGACAUUUUCUACAGGCGAAAUAAAUGUUCUCAGUGUAUAUUACGACAGCUAA
Molecule: messenger RNA, 1713 nt
Organism: Thelazia callipaeda (thelaziosis nematode)
Lineage: Eukaryota; Metazoa; Nematoda; Chromadorea; Rhabditida; Thelaziidae
Source: the annotation of a GenBank genome assembly